AUGGACUACUGGAAACGCGAAUCACUACGAGAGCGCAGUCUACGGUCCAUACCAAUCGCAGCCCCGCGCGAUAUCACCGAAGACGACAUCUCUGACGUCCUGUACGCUUACUUUCACAUCGAGUACGCCAACAUCAAUACGCCAACCCCCGAGCCCGCUAUCGCCCCUUCCAACAAGCGAUGCGCUAUUUGUUACCGUCUCGACCUGGAUGCCCAGUUCAUAUCCAGCAUUCUCGGCCGUUAUAAGUUUCUGCACUGGAAAAAGCGAUGGGGCGGUCUUAAGAAAGGCGGGCCGGAGAGUUUACCACACGUACACCUACACACGGAGCUGGUCUCGCGGUACCGCUAUGGUCUAUUGGAAGUCAAGUUUGCACAGGAGCAGGGAAUCGUUUCAAGUCUGUUUCCUCCGAUCGAUUUUAAGCACAAUACAAAACGAACGCAAGAUGUAGCAGAUGUGCGGAAGUGGUUUGAGGCGGCAAAGGAGGCGCAUUUCAAGUGCCUGUUUGAUGCACGGAAACACACGAACACAGCAGGCACUCGACUGCCGAUCUUCAGGAAAAGACUUGAGAUGGUGGGGCAUUUGGAGAGUGCGCAACUGGAAAAGAGAAGAGAAAGUAGGAGGGCAGGGCCAUUGUUGUGGCGCACCAUCGGUGCUAACGGUGUUAGUUAUGUGAUCAAGAUACCAGACGAACUUGGAGACUCAGAUUAUUCCGCCUCUUGCGCCCGUCGUCCGAAAUAUUCAUCGCAUUCUACCGAGCCAACCGACCGGGCACCCGAUAUUCUACCUUCAUAUGCGGAAGUUUCCUCCUAG
This is a messenger RNA of Mytilinidion resinicola, 810 nucleotides long. RefSeq lists its product as uncharacterized. The transcript is spliced from 2 exons. The record is from RefSeq and is a predicted model, not a curated record. The coding region runs from base 1 to 810 and encodes 269 amino acids. NCBI's taxonomy places the organism in Eukaryota, Fungi, Ascomycota, Dothideomycetes, Mytilinidiales, Mytilinidiaceae.